AUGCUACUAAUUGGGGAAAAAAAAAAAAAAAACAGAACUAAACUACUAUUAAAAAAAAAAAAAAAACACUAAGAUUUAGCAUUAGCAAUUUAGCAGAGGCCAGAACGAGCGAGGGAAGAAGAUCGAUGGAAACUAGAAGCAGCAGUGGCUCAACCUCAGAAUCGGUGACCAUGGUAAUCCACAAUGCAGUGAUCGUCACCAUGGAUUCCGAGAGCCGUGUCUUUCAAAACGGAGCCGUGGUCAUAGACAAAGACAAAAUCAAAGCCAUCGGUCAAUCUCCCGAUAUUCUUCAACAAUUCUCUCCUCUGGCUGAUCAGAUUCUCGACCUCCACGGCCAAAUCGUGCUUCCUGGAUUCGUCAACACACACGUGCACACCUCGCAACAGCUGGGUAGAGGAAUAGCGGACGACGUGGAUCUAAUGACGUGGUUACACCAUCGGAUUUGGCCGUAUGAAUCCAACAUGACCGACGAAGAUUCUUACAUCUCCACUUUACUUUGCGGAAUCGAACUUAUUCACUCUGGUGUCACGUGCUUUGCUGAAGCGGGAGGGCAGCACGUGUCAGGAAUGGCGAGAGCCGUUGAGUUGCUGGGAUUGCGAGCCUGUUUAACGGAAUCAAUCAUGGACUCUGGUGAGGGUUUACCGGUGUCUUGGGGGGUUCGAACCACGGAUGAAUGUAUUCAGUCUCAAAAGAAACUUUAUGAGAAGCACCAUAAUACAGCAGAUGGCCGAAUAAGGAUAUGGCUUGGAAUUAGGCAAGUUAUGAACUCCACUGAUCGUUUACUGCUUGAAACCAGAGACACCGCUAGAGAAUUAAAAACCGGCAUCCAUAUGCAUGUUGCAGAGAUACCCUAUGAGAAUCAAGUUGUGAUGGAUACUCGGAAAGUUGAUCAUGGGACUGUUACAUUUUUGGACAAGAUAGACUUCUUGCAAAACAACUUAUUGGCAGCUCAUACAGUUUGGGUAAAUGAUACUGAGAUUGGUUUUCUUUCAAGAGCUGGGGUCAAAGUGUCUCACUGUCCUGCUUCUGCUAUGCGAAUGCUUGGAUUUGCACGUAUAAGGGAGAUGCUCAAUGCUGGCAUCUCUGUCUCCUUGGGCACAGAUGGGGCUCCAUCUAAUAAUAGAAUGAGCAUUGUUGAUGAGAUGUAUCUAGCUUCUUUGAUUAACAAAGGACGGGAAGUGUAUAAAAGGGGAACAACUGAUCGCACAGCCCUCCCUGCUGAAACAGUUCUGAAAAUGGUGACAGUUAAUGGUGCAAAAUCUGUACUCUGGGACAAUGAAAUAGGGUCGCUUGAGAUUGGGAAAAAGGUCAGACUAUUUUGGUUCCUUUUGGCUGACAUGGUUGUUAUCAAUCCUUUCUCAUGGUCUAUGGUUCCUGUUCACGACUGUAUUUCCAACCUUGUAUAUUGCAUGCGAACUGAGAAUAUUGUCUCUGUAAUGUGCAAUGGUCAGUGGAUUAUGAGAGAUAAGAAGAUUUUAAAUGUGGAUGAGGAGGAAGUUAUAUCAUUAGCAAAACGAGCUUCAAGCAAACUUUUGAGAAGAGCAGGCAUCGAAAUACCAAGCAGAAUGACUAUCCUCUGAUUGUUGGAUUAUCAUGCCCCGAUGCCCAGCAAUGUCAUGUGGAACGUUAAAAGUAUGCUCUGAUGAAAUGCCUUUCUCCUCUUGGUUAAUCAUAUGGGAAACUUGUUCCACAGAUAGGUAAUAGGUGAUCAUGUCUCUGCCGUCUUUAAUCUGUAAAUGCUUCUGCUUUUGAUAGUAGCCUCCUCUGUUGGUAAUAUCAUUUUUUUUUUUAUUUAUAACUUUUUUUAUAAAAAAUAUACAUGAAUAUUAUUUUUAUAUGUUAACAACA
Molecule: messenger RNA, 1848 nt
Organism: Durio zibethinus
Lineage: Eukaryota; Viridiplantae; Streptophyta; Magnoliopsida; Malvales; Malvaceae
Molecular function (GO): hydrolase activity, acting on carbon-nitrogen (but not peptide) bonds
Source: RefSeq, a predicted model, not a curated record